Molecule: messenger RNA, 2345 nt
Organism: Glossina fuscipes
Lineage: Eukaryota; Metazoa; Arthropoda; Insecta; Diptera; Glossinidae
Gene: Cpes
Product: ceramide phosphoethanolamine synthase
Exons: 6
Coding region: 165-2171 (668 amino acids)
Cellular component (GO): intracellular anatomical structure; catalytic step 2 spliceosome
Molecular function (GO): RNA binding
Source: RefSeq, a predicted model, not a curated record
CUUGUUUUUAUUGAAAGCGAGAAAGACUAAUUACGCGAAUUAUUUUUCUUUUUUAUUUUAAUAAAAACUAAUUUUUAAUUAAAAGCAAAUAUAAUAACAAUAAUGAAUAUGAUAAAAGCAACAGCGAAUAAGUAAUUGUUUAUUUAAAGUUAUGAGAAUUAGUUAUGAGUUCAGCAGCAGACGAAACUGUAGAAUUUUUACAACCAGAUAAUGAAGAUCUAUUGUCGGUUAUCUCCUCACAACAAUCACAGACUUCACUUACAAAUCGUACAGUGGACUUAACACCGCAUACAGAUGAAAGUAGACUCAAGUAUCGCAAUCAAAUUUUGUAUUGUCUUGAGAAAUACCAGAUAACAAUAUUGGCUACAGAAAUUGGUAUAGAAGAUCUACAGUUGCCUCAGUAUUUGCAAGAAUUAGGAUGGCAUACUAAAGGUACAAUAGGCGUUGUUGAGCCCCAUAAUGACCCUUCGAUAUCGUUGGCCGAAAAAAUUAUCUUCGAUAAAGAAUUUGUCGAUCCUGAGGAAUCGAAAAUUAAGCGUUUAUCUGAGGAUUCUUUGUUGCGAGAACUAUUUGUGGAUCCGAUACUUACGACAUACGGUGUCGUUAUAAUAGACGAGGUUUACAAGCGCAGCAUUCUGACCGAUACUAUUCUGGCGCUAUUAAAGAAAAUCGUAAGGAAACGCGGUUCCUUGAAAGUUAUUUUAGUUUCUAACACUAAAGAAGCAUCUUUCCUUAAGGAAUAUUUUGAUCAAAAAAAAUUGAAAAAUGAUAAAACCUCGAGUAUAAUCUUAAGCAUAGAUGACGCAAAUUUAUUUCAACAUAUCCAUUAUUUGAAUGCGGCUUGUCCCGACUAUGUGAAAAAAUCUGUCGAAACCAUUUUAAAUAUACAUAAGCAACAACCUGUAGGAGGAGAUAUUGUUGUAUAUUUGGCCGAUGAAGAUGAGAUUGCCGAUGCUAUGGAUUUGUUACGUAAUUAUAUAAGUGCGGAGCAUAUAAAAAAUUUAAAUUAUUUUAAAAUGUGCCAAACGAAGAACGAAAGGCAAACCGUAUUUUUUCCAAAAACCGAAGGCAAACGUAACGUAGUCUUCACAACAAAAUUAUAUCAAAAAUCUGUCACUCAAGAUCGCAUCACCUACGUUAUUGAUAGCGGUUUUAUGGAGGUUGAAUGGUUUCAGGCGGAAAAAAAGCGCUACAAUAAAUUAAUUGUCCCGGUUUGCAAAUUUACAGCAUCUUUACGUGCCAAAUGGUGGUCCAAGCAUAGGGCGGCUAAAGUAUUUCGUUUGUACACAAAAGAAGGGUAUAUGGCGCUACCUGAACGAACCCUGACAGAAAUGCGUCGAUCUAAUCUCUGUACUAUUGUCAUGUAUUUAAAGACGUUAGCGGUGGAUAAUAUAUUAAGAUUUAAUUUCCCAUCGGCACCACCAGCUAAGAACCUUUUAGCUGCUUUGGAAAUAUUAAAUGCCUUAGAAGCUUUAAAUGUUCAAGGUCAUCUAACAUUUCCUUUGGGUUAUUUUCUCGCUGAUGCUCCUUUGCCGCCAAUGCUUGGCCGAAUGCUCUUCAAAUCUUCGGAAUUGAAAUGCAGUGAUGAAAUUCUAACUAUCGUAUCCAUGCUGCAAGUGGAGCCUGUCUUCAUUAUAACCACUAAUAAUGUAGCCGAUUCUCAUAAGCAAGUCGCCAAACGGAUUUUUGAAGCGGCCGAGGGUGAUCUCAUAACAUUGCUUAAUGUCUAUACCGCUUUCGUGGAGAAUGGGAAAAGUAAAGAAUUUUGUCGAAAAUACUAUUUAAGCUAUCGUCAUCUAAUGAGGGCUGUAAGUUUGCGAGGCCAUCUGGCUUGCAGUGUGCUUAAUAAGUAUAAUCUUCGCUUGAUAUCCUGUCGUGGCGAUUUAGAGAAAAUAUUGCGUUCAAUCACUGCUGGAUACUUUAUGAAUAUUGCUUACUUACAUCCCACGGGAGUUUAUCGGGGUUUACGUUGCGGCUCGGAACUAUACGUAGAUCGCGAUUCGUCAAUAUACACUUUGACGCAACCAAAGUAUUUGACAUACUGUGACCUUUGGGAGCGUUCGAAGAAGACAUUUAUGCAAAACGUCACUGUCAUUAAACCCGAAUGGCUAAGCGAGCUGGCUCCACAUUAUUACAAAGAGAAGUCGGUAAACGCUGAUCUAAAAAAAUAGGUUUUUUUUUUCACUAUUACAACCAGUAAAGGUAUUCAUCGAAUAAUCAUUUUUAAGCGAUAUUGAAAUAUAAAUUUUUUUUUGCACAUCUCAACGCAUUUUCAGUUGUUGAUGUGCUGAAUAGAAGAAGAAGAAGAAGAAUAUUAAACUUUCUACUUAAAUUCUGAGACUAAA